AGACGCUGCCAGUUUGUAAGCGGUGUAAGUUUGCGGGCGGGGAGGAGUGAAUUUUACUAAAAAUGUCCUCCGUGCCUGAUGGCAAAAAGCUGGUCCGCAGCCCGAGCGGACUUCGUAUGAUACCGGAGAACGGAGCCUUCAGCAGCCCCUUCUCCCUGGACGAGCCGCAGUGGGUGCCAGAUAAAGAGUGUCCAAGAUGCAUGCAGUGCGACACAAAGUUUGACUUCCUCACAAGGAAGCAUCACUGUAGGCGCUGUGGGAAGUGUUUCUGUGACAAGUGCUGCAGUAAGAAAGUGCUUCUCCCUCGGAUGUGCUUUGUGGACCCGGUCCGGCAGUGUGCAGAAUGCAGCCUUGUCUCACAGAAGGAGAUGGAGUUCUACGACAAGCAGAUCAAAGUGCUCAUGAACGGUGCCAAUUUUACUGUGACUUUGGGCACCUCGGAGAAAUCAGAAUCAAUGGUCUGUCGGCUGUCUAACAACCACAGGUACCUCUUUCUCGAUGGAGACAGCCACUUGGAGAUUGAACUCUCCCGUGUCUCGAGUUUUCAGAUCCUGACGGAAGGGUUCACCCCCGGAGAAAAAGAUAUUCACACUUACACCAGCCUGCUGGAGAGUCAAUAUAUUACUGAAGGGGGUAACUCUCGUGCCAGUGGCAUGCUGCUUCAGUAUAAAGCAGUGGGAUCCCAGGAUCUACAGCAACUCAAGCUGAACGCCAGAGAAGAUAACAAGACUGCCUCAGCAUGGCUAGCAGCAAUGCAUAAGGCUGCAAAGCUUGUGUAUGAAUCGCGGGACCAGUGACAGUUGAGAUGCGGAUAUAUUGACAUGAAGACGAAGGCUGCUCAAGUAUUACAUUGUUUCUAGUCUGACACGUAUUUUGAAAAUGCCUCCUCUGUUUGCUUUUUUUCCCUGCUUGUUUAUUUACAUAAUUGAUUACUAUUGAGUAUUCUGGGGAUCUAGUGCAAUAUAUACAGUUUAUUAAUGCUUUAAAUGUAGUCUUACGUUUUCAAUUUUGUAAAAGUUGGUUAAUUAUUACUAUUUUAACACUUCUAGAACAGCAGGAUACAUACCUUUAUAUGCCUAUGCAUUUUUUGUAGCACUUCUGUAAACUUCUUUUCCUACAUGAUAAAGUACAGAUUUGAUAGUUUUUUGUUAUUGAUUAAAUGUAACUCAAAGAAAAUAUUGCACUGCUAAUAACUUUAUACAGAUUAAUUAGAAUAGUUUUACUUCCCUGAAAUGGUAGGGAAAGAGAACACCAUGCAAUACAUUAAAACCAAUAUUUGUGUACAUCCUAUGAAGGUUCAGUCGUGUACUAAUUAGAAAGGACCUAAAGCUCUUGCUGGAAAUUCAUUCAAAUGAGUACAACCUUUUUGCCUGCAUUGUUUGUGAUCAUUAAUCGAAUUUGUCUUCCUAGUUUCCCCAACUUCAGUCUAAAGAGAGUGUGUUUACCAAGUUUUGAGUUCUAAAAUAUUUGGACAAGGGGCGCAUGGUUUGCCAGUUAUGUGGCUUGAGUGAAUUGUUGCAUUGUUUAAUGGUUCCUAAUCGUGAUCAUUAGAGACUGUAAAUAGAUCUGCUUUACCUGUACAAAUGGAGAGCUGUUUUUAUUGUGUGUACAUCUUUCUUUAAUAAAAUAAACGAAUUCAA
Molecule: messenger RNA, 1640 nt
Organism: Polyodon spathula (Mississippi paddlefish)
Lineage: Eukaryota; Metazoa; Chordata; Actinopteri; Acipenseriformes; Polyodontidae
Gene: zfyve21
Product: zinc finger, FYVE domain containing 21
Exons: 8
Coding region: 63-797 (244 amino acids)
Molecular function (GO): metal ion binding
Source: RefSeq, a predicted model, not a curated record